CGGACGUUUUGUCAGUGUUCCUCACGCGACUCCAAUUGAGCAAUUGACUUUUGAUUGAAUUACUGCGGCUGCCAUUCGCUGUGCGCCUUUUUGUUAUUGUAGCUUAUUUCACCGGUGAUAAUCAAAUCAAAAAAAAAAUUAACCCUUCGAUGUUAAAAAUAAACACAUUGAAAUGUGCAUCAAUAACAUCUUGUUUCCAGUGAUUUAUUGAAAUGACUCUGUGAAAAGCACUUUUUCGUUAUUAAUCGUGAAAAUUGAGUGAUAAAUGUCAACAAUAAUCGUUUGUUUUACACUAAAAUAUAUUCAUGUUCAUAGUAAAUUUUGAUUUUAUGCAAGAAAAGUUGAUUUUUUUUUACGACGAAUGUUGAUUUUACACGUGUAACCAUUGAGCUCUGACGAUAAUUUCUGCAUACUAGGCCUCUACAGCAUAAUAUGCCCCUACAGCUCAUAAAUGACUUCCACAGGACUGAAUCCUGUUUGUGAACUAGCUUGCAAUUGAGCGAAACCAUUGAAGAGAACUUCAAAAGUGGAAAAGAAUUGCAAAGCCGAGGCAAUUUCAAGUGUGUGCGAAAUUUUAUUGUGAUUAAUUGAUUGUUAUUGUGGUGACAGUGGCUCGUUGAAGUGGUCAUUUGGUAACAAUACAUUAUUCGAAGAAGAAACGUUGUUUGCAUACGAAUCGAGUGUAAUUUGUCGAGUGCAAAUAUAGUUCAGUGUACAACCAAGAGCCAUCGCUAAGCAUAUCGUUUGAAACAUAAGGAUUAAGAAACCACAAAAGAACCGGAUCGAAAUACGUAAUCUACUUUACAUCGGCUUUUAAAAAUGAGCAUUGACGUGCGUGAACUACGCAAAAUCCACAUUGUUUGUGUUUUGAUUGGGAUUUAUUUGGUUGGCCUAAUCAAAACCGACAAUUAUUUCACAUCAAAUUCGGAAAAUUUCGAAAGUGUUCCAACUACCGUUAAAACCUAUGAAAAUGAUACCGUUUUAUUGCCAUGCUAUUCAGUGGUGCCAUCUCAGUUUGUCCGAUGGUUGCGUGACGAUGUUGCGAUAGUCGAUUCACGAUAUCCCGAUGUUGCGCCACGCAUCACACUAUUCACAAACGGCAGCCUACAAGUGAGAGAUGUUAAGCGAAAUGAUACCGCUGAAUAUUUAUGUGAAGUAAUGACAACGACAUUUUCACUAGAGACCCAGUUGCAUGCAAUCGAAGUUCAAUUUCCACCGAGCGUUGUAUCAACGCCAAGCGGUCGAAUCGAAGCGAAAUUGGGUGCGGUGUUUGAGAUUAUAUGUGAUGCGCAAGGCAUUCCACAUCCAAUAAUCAGUUGGAUGCAUCACGGACAGUCGAAUAGCACACAAUUGGAGAAUAAACGAACAAAAGUGAUCGAAGUGAAUGAUCGGGGUAUGGCUGGACGAAUUGACUGCGUUGCUACGAAUGGAGUGGGUCACCCGGCCGUCGCUGGUGUUGAUUUAGUUGUUUUGUUUCCACCCGAGAUCAAAGCUGUGGUUGGUAUUGUGCAUACGAAAAUGCUACUAACUGCUCAAUUGGAAUGUGUGGUGGUGUCACAGCCGAAGGCAAAUGUUCAUUGGUUCCAUCACGGUAUUCCGGUGACGUCGGGCACUCGCAUCAGUCGACAAGAUCACGCGAUCCUUACCAAUCAAACGGUCGACGAUUAUCACACCGAUACCAAGCACAUACUGAUCAUAAGAAACGUCAAGGAAACUGACUUUGGAAUGUAUGAUUGUCGUGCUGAAAAUGCCAUCGGCAUUAAUGGGGCAUCGAUUGAAGUGACCGGUCGACCGAUGGUACCGAUUUUCAAACGAUCGCCACAGACACAGGAUCACAUAGCACACUAUUUGAUCUGGCAAACAGAGAGCUUGUCACCGAUUUUUGAGCACAAAUUGAAAUUCCGUAAAAUUCCUUCCGGCAAUGUUACACCGCACAAUCGCAAACACGCAUCCGCCUGGCAUGAAAUUAUCGUACCCGCCGAAGAAUCUGAAGGCCCAAUACACACAACGGGAUAUACACUUAGGGGACUGGAACCAGCCAGUGUCUACGAAGUGGCCGUUGUCUCACGCAAUCGAUUCGGUUGGAGUGAUUCCAGUCGCAUCGUACGAUUUGCAACAUCUGGCGAAAUUGAACUUCCAAAUUAUUCGACGGAAAGCACAGACGAAGAAAUUAACGAACACAGUUACUACGAUGACUCUAGCUCAUCGGCAAUGGAGGAGCCGGAUUCAACGAUGGACAAUCAAUUGGAUCUAUAUGGUCAACCCUACCCUUACGAUCCAUAUUACUCUUCUGCUUCUCGAAGUUCAGACAAAUCAUUUUUGUUAUUCGUAAUAGUUGGGUUAAUUUUACUUUAUUGAGAAAUAAAUAACAACAGUUGUCACAAUGAA
Sitodiplosis mosellana (orange wheat blossom midge) is the source of this 2388-nucleotide messenger RNA. It is a transcript of the gene wrapper, whose product is annotated as limbic system-associated membrane protein. The coding region runs from base 820 to 2358 and encodes 512 amino acids. Gene Ontology annotation, cellular component: axon; plasma membrane; neuronal cell body. NCBI's taxonomy places the organism in Eukaryota, Metazoa, Arthropoda, Insecta, Diptera, Cecidomyiidae. Gene Ontology annotation, biological process: synapse organization; homophilic cell-cell adhesion. The transcript is spliced from 6 exons. Gene Ontology annotation, molecular function: axon guidance receptor activity; protein binding. The record is from RefSeq and is a predicted model, not a curated record.